Messenger RNA from Priapulus caudatus, 537 nucleotides. Its product is annotated as carboxypeptidase N subunit 2-like. The record is from RefSeq and is a predicted model, not a curated record. Gene Ontology annotation, molecular function: protein binding. Bases 1 to 537 code for a protein of 178 amino acids. The transcript is spliced from 7 exons. Lineage: Eukaryota; Metazoa; Priapulida; Priapulimorpha; Priapulimorphida; Priapulidae.
AUGUUCGAAUAUGGCAUCACCGUAAACUGUAGCCAGGUGGCGCCACUCGCGUGGACGCGAGCAGCAGAGACGAUGCCGUGGAAUAGUGCACAAAUCUACCUGGAGAGCAACGGAAUCAUGCAGCUACCAAAUGCGUCGCUCGCGAAUGUCAACAUCAGCUUUUCCUUGUCGCUGGAGACGAACCUCAUAAGGACCGUGUCUGCCGACGAUUUUGCCGACGUGCCCAAAUUAACCACUCUAGAUAUGUCCUACAACAAACUUGAGCGGUUGAAUUCGUUGAUCUUCAGCAAGCUCUCGAGGUUACAGUCGCUGGAUAUGUCCGGCAAUAUGUUAUCGUCGUUUCAAGGACGACCGUUUGCUUAUCUCGAAAACCUGAUCGAACUCAACAUCGCACGCAAUCUUCUUACAACUGAGGCUCUGCGCAGUGAUAUCUUCAUCCCAUUGCGACGUCUAGAAAGCUUGUCGCUGGACGGUAACCGACUAACGACGUUGCCAUCCGAGCUGCUCGGUGCCUUCAUGAAUACAAAGUUCGUGUAA